ACACAGGAUGUCCAUAUUAGGACAUCUGCGUCAGCAGGUUUCCACGGCCGUUCCCUGUAGUCAUGGGGGGAGCCCUCUAAGAGUCCCACAUAGGAAGAGGCCCGAGAGACCCCUAAGACCCUGAGUACAAAACAUCCAUGCGACAAGGGUACACAGCAGGACGGGCUGGGGCUGUAAGCGCUGCAGAGGCGGCCAGGCGGCCACAGAGGCGUCCCGGAGCCCGCGUCUCCCCCUCCGUGCCGCAGUGGUUGCGUCCAGUGACGUAUUGUCUCAUUCAUAAAAUGCUGUUAUAAAAGCGGUGGCUGCGGCGCCUAGUACUCCAACCGCAUCUGCAGCAAGCAGGCGAGACUCCGAGACGGAGCAGGCGGCAGCGGCGCAGCGAACGAGCAGUGACCGCGAUCCCCCCCAGCUCUGCUCCGCAGCUCCCACCUGUCUCCGCCCCUCGGCCCCUCGCCGCGGCUAUGAUGUUCUCGGGCUUCAACGCUGACUACGAGGCGGCGUCCUCCCGCUGCAGCAGCGCCUCGCCGGCGGGGGACAGUCUCUCCUACUAUCACUCGCCGGCCCACUCCUUCUCCAGCAUGGGCUCUCCCGUCAACGCGCAGGACUUCUGUGCGGACCUUGCCGUCUCGAGCGCCAGCUUCAUCCCCACGGUGACUGCCAUCUCAACCAGCCCGGACCUGCAGUGGCUGGUGCAGCCCGCCCUGGUCUCCUCCGUGGCCCCGUCGCAGGCCAGGGCCCCGCACCCGUACGGCGUCCCUACCGCCGCCGCUGGGGCUUACUGCAGGGCCGGCGCGGGCAAGACGGCGACGGGAGGCAGAGCGCAGAGCCUCGGCCGGAGGGGCAAGGUGGAACAGUUAUCCCCGGAAGAAGAGGAGAAAAGGCGAAUCCGCAGGGAGAGGAAUAAGAUGGCUGCAGCCAAGUGCCGGAACCGCAGGCGGGAGCUGACCGACACGCUGCAGGCGGAGACGGACCAGCUCGAAGAUGAGAAGUCCGCGCUGCAGACCGAGAUCGCCGGCCUGCUGAAGGAGAAGGAGAAGCUGGAGUUCAUCCUGGCCGCGCACCGGCCGGCCUGCAAGAUCCCCGACGGCCUGGGCUUCCCGGAGGAGGUGUCCGUGGUGUCCCUGGAUCUGAGUGGGGGCCUGCAGGAGGCUGCCACCCCGGAGUCCGAGGAGGCCUUCGCGCUGCCCCUGCUGCGCGAGCCCGAGCCCAAGCCCCCGGCGGCGCCCGGGAAGGGCCUCGGCAGCGCGGAGCUGAAGGCGGAGCCCUUCGACGACUUCAUGUUCCCCGCGUCGGCCAGGCCCGGCGGCUCGGAGACGGCGCGCUCCGUGCCCGACGUGGACCUGUCCGGCUCCUUCUACGCGGCGGACUGGGAGCCCCUGCACGGCGGCGCUCUGGGGCUGGGGCCCGUGGCCGCGGAGCUGGAGCCCCUGUGCACCCCGGUGGUCACCUGCACGCCCGGCUGCACGGCCUACACGUCUUCCUUCGUCUUCACCUACCCGGAGGCCGACUCCUUCCCCAGCUGCGCCGCGGCCCACCGCAAGGGCAGCAGCAGCAACGAGCCCUCCUCUGACUCGCUGAGCUCGCCCACGCUGCUGGCCCUGUGAGCCGCGGGGAGGAGGCCGCGGCGCCCCGAGCGCCGCCGCCCACGUCGGUGCAUUUCAGGGGAGAGACCUGUCUUCCCGCGAGGGUUCCUGUAGACCCGGGAGGACCGUACCUGUGCGCGAAACACACCAGGCAGUGGGUGGAAGCACCCUUGGGUGGACCGAGCCCUCACCUCUUCCGGAGAUGUAGCAAAACGCAUGGAGUGUGUGUUGUUCCAGUGACACCUCUGAGAGCUGGUAGUUAGUAGCAUGUUGAGCCAGGCCUGGGUCUGUGUCCCUUCCUCUUUCUCCUUAGUCUUCUCAUAGCAUUAACUAAUCUGUUGGGUUCAUUAUUGGAAUUAACUUGGUGCUGGAUAUUUUCAAAUUGUAUCUAGUGCAGCUGAUUUUAACAAUAACUACUGUGUUCCUGGCAAUAGUGUGUUCCGAUUAGAAAUGACCAAUAUUUAACUAAGAAAAAGAUACGACUUUAUUUUCAAGUAGAUAGAAAUAAAUAGCUAUAUCCAUGUACUGUAGUUUUCCUUCAACAUCAAUGUUCAUUGUAAUGUUACUGAUCAUGCAUUGUUGAGGUGGUCUGAAUGUUCUGACAUUAACAGUUUUCCAUGAAAACGUUUUAUUGUGUUUUUAAUUUAUUUAUUAAGAUGGAUUCUCAGAUAUUUAUAUUUUUAUUUUAUUUUUUUCUACCUUGAGGUCUUUGACAUGUGGAAAGUGAAUUUGAAUGAGAAAUUUAAGCAUUGUUUGCUUAUUGUUCCAAGAUAUUGUCAAUAAAAGCAUUUAAGUUGAAUGCA
This is a messenger RNA of Chinchilla lanigera (long-tailed chinchilla), 2386 nucleotides long. RefSeq names its product FBJ murine osteosarcoma viral oncogene homolog (gene Fos). NCBI's taxonomy places the organism in Eukaryota, Metazoa, Chordata, Mammalia, Rodentia, Chinchillidae. Gene Ontology annotation, biological process: regulation of transcription by RNA polymerase II. The transcript has 4 exons. Gene Ontology annotation, cellular component: nucleus. The record is from RefSeq and is a predicted model, not a curated record. Gene Ontology annotation, molecular function: DNA-binding transcription factor activity, RNA polymerase II-specific; RNA polymerase II cis-regulatory region sequence-specific DNA binding. Bases 462 to 1604 code for a protein of 380 amino acids.